Molecule: messenger RNA, 1180 nt
Organism: Myxocyprinus asiaticus (Chinese sucker)
Lineage: Eukaryota; Metazoa; Chordata; Actinopteri; Cypriniformes; Catostomidae
Gene: ppp1r35
Product: protein phosphatase 1, regulatory subunit 35
Exons: 7
Coding region: 243-1043 (266 amino acids)
Biological process (GO): negative regulation of phosphatase activity
Molecular function (GO): phosphatase binding
Source: RefSeq, a predicted model, not a curated record
GUGCUGCUGCGCGGCAUGUGUAGAGUGAGUUUGAAAACAAUUGUAAUGUUUUUGUUUUCUGAAUGUUUUCUCUUAUUUUACCGUUACGAAAUGGUUUCUCUUGCAUAACAGCUAAUCUUAUGUUAUCGAUGACGGUUUGAAAAGAAAGAAAAAGUAUUAACAUCAAAAAAUUCAGGCGAGGAAGUUUCUGAAAUGUGGGUGAUUUCACAUGGAAUAAUAUGACUACCAUCUGAUACAUCACAAUGUCAGGGGAACCUCGUGUUCAGACGGCUCCUGAGCCUCUCCGGGUCGCUCCGGUCCGGACCACAGAACUUCACUGUCCUGAUCUGGACCUGUCUGUCACUCUCACACCAGAACGACCUGCAGACAGACACCAGCGACAGGUGCGUUUUAAUGUGAGUCCGCAGCGCAGCGGGCACUCAGAGUGUGAUCCGGUGGUCGCCACGGUGAUUCCAGAACCAAGCAAUAAUCAAUCCACAGUCCGGAAAGCUCAAAACAAAAAGAAAAAAGGGACUGAAUCAGAUAAAGGGCGAGGUCGUGCGAUGGGCGGAGACUCAGUGGUGUGUGAUGGACAGCUGACAGAGGGGGCGGAGCUGAACACGACCCUGGCGCUGAGGGCGGAGCUUCGGGAAGUGGAGGAGUUGGUGUUUGAUCCGGAGAAAGCUGUGAAGGAGAAACUCCAGAACUCCACCCUCACAAAGAACCACAUCAGCAUCAAAGCAGCAGAGGGGUUGAAUUUCCCGCGCUCUCAGCAUCUGUACCGGGCGUUAGUGAGCGUCAGCCUACCACACGAUCAGCUCAUCAGCCAGGCACUGCAGGAUAGGCCAGCACUGGCCCCGCCCACCAGCUCCCAGACCAAUAAGUUCUCAUCACAGCCACUAGAGGGCCCUGAUUUACUGCCGUUCUACAGUCCUGACAAACUGCUCAGAGAGGUUCCACUGUUGCCUGGCAACCACAUCUCUUUACCCCGCCCACGGCCAGUGCCAAGACCCGCCCACACAACCUUUCACCUACAUCAUCUGCACAAACUCUGGGAAUCAUGAACGUACAUGUUGUGUGUGUUUUGUGUUGUUUUUCUAACUUAAGAUGAAAUAUAAUAGUGUUGUUCAACAGGUCAGUCAUCAAAACAAUCAAUAAACAAACCGCUAUCAACAAGUGUGGUUCAUUUAGGAAAAACAGA